AUAGCCCUAAUCGAAUAACAUUCCACAUCAAACUGAAUUACAGAGGUUUUAGAGACCUAACAAUGGAGAAGAGAAGCAGGGACGAAAAGAUUGGUGGACCGCCGUCCCACAGCCGAGCCGGGCAAAUUUCCGGUUCCGGCAGUGGUAGGCCAGGCCCUCCUCCGCCUCCUCAGUCCAGAGCUCCGCCACCUCCACCCCCUCGCCCUAGAUCCGAACCCGUCGAUCGCGAAAAGACUUGCCCUUUGUUGCUUCGGGUUUUCACUAAGAUUGGAGGCCACCAUAGUGAAGAAGAUUUUGCAGUAAGAGGCAAAGAACCUAAAGAUGAGGUUCAAAUUUACACUUGGAAAGAUGCAACUCUUCGUGAGCUAACUGAUCUUGUGAAAGAAGUAGCUCCAGCUGCAAGGAGAAGAAACGCAAAAUUGUCUUUUGCAUUUGUAUACCCCGAUAAACGUGGUCGUUUUGUGUUGAAACUGGUUGGAAUGACACACUCCUUUGGAAAUGGGAGACGAGUAGAUGAUGGAAAGGCCUUGGGUGAACUUGACUUCCAGGUAGGAAGCAAUUUUUGUUUAAUCAUCACUGAUGUUUCAAUUUCAACCCGUUUUACUAGAUGGUUGAUAAGGCAUUAGAAGAGUACUAGCUCUAUUUCGAAAUUGACUUGUAAAAUAGUGAUAGCUGGGCUAUAUAGUGCGGUAAUAUGUUGGGGGAGUCAAGAAACGUGUCCUGUUCAAUGUAAUCCAUAAAGAGAAAAGAUCCUGUUUCCAUGUGGAUUUCUACUAUGUUUUUACCUGCGAUUGUUUUGAUGAUGCAGAUUGGAGAUUACUUGGAUGUUGCCAUCCUAUAGAGGAUGAACUCGUGGACGAAUUUUCUAAGCUAGUGUUCCAGGUUUGAUUAGGAAGGGGCCUUUGAUUUGUUAGCUUUUUGGUUGUUUGGCUGUGCAGAGGUGUUGUUUAUAUGCCAUGUUUUUUCCUAUGCUCUAGUGCCUUGCAAGUGCUGAUUUGUAGGUUUAAGGAUGUUAAAACAUUUAAGCUUAAUACAAUUGAACUAUAAUUGUGUUUGUACUUUUACUGCUUAAAAGCUAUACUUAAUUUCA
Molecule: messenger RNA, 1090 nt
Organism: Cannabis sativa
Lineage: Eukaryota; Viridiplantae; Streptophyta; Magnoliopsida; Rosales; Cannabaceae
Product: histone deacetylase complex subunit SAP18
Exons: 5
Coding region: 63-626 (187 amino acids)
Biological process (GO): negative regulation of DNA-templated transcription
Cellular component (GO): nucleus
Molecular function (GO): transcription corepressor activity; transcription factor binding
Source: RefSeq, a predicted model, not a curated record